This is a messenger RNA of Paramecium primaurelia, 1139 nucleotides long. Lineage: Eukaryota; Ciliophora; Oligohymenophorea; Peniculida; Parameciidae. The record is from the annotation of a GenBank genome assembly.
UAAUUAUUUAUAAAUGAAUCAAAAUUAUGAUAAUGACACUAUAAUAAUAUUUGUUAAGUCUGCAAGCAUGUUGAUGUUAUUCCUAAUCAUUUUAUUUACAGGUAAUCUUCCAUACAAAUCAAAGACUUUUAGGGAAAACAAAGUAUAAAUCCAUAUUAUAUUUUUAGCCAUUGUUGUCUAUAUCUCAAGCUUUCUCAGGAGGAUUAUUUUUAUCUGUUGCUCUUUUGCAUUUAUUGCCUGAAUCACAAGAAAAAUAUGAAUAAUCCCUCAAUUUUGAUCAAAAUUCAGAAAAAGAAAUAUUUCCAUUUCCAUUUCUAAUAACCAUUCUAAGCUUUGCAUUAAUUUUAUUUAUUGAAAAGAUUGUGACAAAUCAUAAACACUAACAUUCAGAUGUAUCAAAAGUAUUAUUAAAAUCAGCAUAUUGAUGUACAACCUUCUUAAAAUGUUGAAUUUAUAAUGAAAUCAGAUGAGAGUGUCUGUUGUAGUUAGAUUGGAGCAUGUUGUAAUCAAGUUGAAAGUUAGGCUUAAGAAGAUUUACUAAGAAAAGCAAUAUCCUCUUAAGUAAAGAUGGCAUAAAGAGUAGGAUUUAAUGAAAUAUAAAAAAAAACUAAAAAUAAAAAAGCUAAAUCUUCUAAUCUAACUCCUUAUUUAUUGCAAUUAGCUGUAGGAAUUCAUGCAAUCUUCGAAGGACUAGCUAUAGGAAUAGAAUCAAAUCUUAGUAGAUGCAUUGGUAUUGCAUUAGCUGUAUUUUGUCAUAAAUGGGUAAAUAUUAUUUAAAUUUGAAUAAGGCUGAAGGUCUAACUCUAGGAUUGACAUUUAAAAAAGCUAAAGUUCCUCAUUCGAAAGCCAAGAAGCUUAUUGUACUAUAAGCUUUGAUGAAUCCUUUAGGAAUUUCUAUAGGGUGGAUUUUAUCAUCAAAUAGAGUUAUUAUAGUGAGUAUCUUUUAUGCAAUAUCUGCUGGAACAUUUUUAUAUAUUUCUACAAUUGAAGUGAUUGUAGAAGAGUUCAAUGUAGCUAGAUACAAACUCCUUAAAUUCUUAGCAUUUUUAAUAGCUAUCGGAUUUAUUAGUUCAAUUUGGCUAUUGGAGCAGAUUGAUUUUUGAGGAUACUAAUUUAUGGUAUAAAUAAUUCAAUUCGUG